Molecule: messenger RNA, 1263 nt
Organism: Planococcus citri (citrus mealybug)
Lineage: Eukaryota; Metazoa; Arthropoda; Insecta; Hemiptera; Pseudococcidae
Exons: 2
Coding region: 153-1136 (327 amino acids)
Source: RefSeq, a predicted model, not a curated record
UUGUUUAAUUAGUUUAGUUUUUACUUUUUAGUUCGUGCUAUCGUGCUUCGUGUACAUCAAUUAUUUUCGCGUAGGUUCCGUUAUCGCUUGAUCCUUAGCUGCAAAAUAUAUCGAAUUUUGAAAAAUCUUCAUCGGAUUAAAAUUUAAAAAUCAUGCCAGUGUGUCGCGAUGUACUGAAAAACUUUUCGAACCGAAUCGAUGAUCUGGAAACAGAAAUAUCAAGACGAGAGCUUGAAAUGUGCCCGCUUGAAGCAAAAGUAUUCUACGACGAUCUCUUAUCGAUCUACAAGAAAAUAAUCGAAUACGAAAAAGAAAUGAUAGACGACGAUGAAUCACAACUGUACAACUUGUUAGAAGAUAAUCGCAAAGUUCACUUGAAGACUACACACCUGAAGAUCAAAUUGACAAAAAUCAUCUCUUCGACUCGAUCAACGCCAUUAACCGAAGCCAAGGUAGAACCGACCGAUACCGAGCGUAAUUUAGAACCGUUAUUCAAAAAAUCGAAAUCAUUGAUUGCACGAAUAUCUUUGUUGAAACCCAAAGAAGACCUUUGUCCGGAACAAGCUGAAAUAACGCAAGAUCAUCUUAAAUCACUUUACGAGUCGUUCGAUUCGAAUCAAAUUGAAAUCGAGUCACAAGUCAGCGGCACUGCCCUUGAUAGGCAAUUGGAACUUUCCAAGCAGAUUCAAAACAAAGUGAUCGAAUUUCAAACAACGUUGAAAAAAAUUUCAAAUUCGAUUAAACCUUUAUCAAUGACGCAAAUGCAGGCCUUACAAUCAGAACAAGUCAAGUCACCGGAAUCCGAAAUAAGCAGUAGCCUUCGAUCGAUAGAACUUAAACUGUCGAAUCUUACUGACUUCUUGGAAUCGCGAUCGAGUAGAGAUGAAACUGAGAGUAAUAUCAAUGACAUCUACACCAAUGUUGAAGAUAACUUAGAAAUAUCCAAAGAUAUUCAGAAUAAGAUGAUUUCUCUUCAAACAACGCUGAGUAAAUUCGUCGACGACGCCAAUCAGCAUCGUGAAAAAACCAUUCCCAAUGAAAAGAAUAACACCUCACGCAUUAAUCGUAAAAUUUAUUGCCAUUAUUGUGGUGGUAGCUCUGAUUCAGGAGACGGUUGCUGUCUUUGGUGCUAUUGAAAAUGACCUUAAAACGUUUCUAACAUAAGUACCUACGUCUUACUGUGAAAUUAGAAAACUAUAGGUACACUCUCAAAACACGAUUCCCUACAUUGUAAAUUGAAAAUAUACAUUUUUUUCUUGAUUA